Messenger RNA from Plasmodium berghei ANKA, 1368 nucleotides. RefSeq names its product RNA lariat debranching enzyme, putative. Gene Ontology annotation, molecular function: RNA lariat debranching enzyme activity. The transcript has a single exon. Gene Ontology annotation, cellular component: nucleus. The record is from RefSeq and is a predicted model, not a curated record. Lineage: Eukaryota; Apicomplexa; Aconoidasida; Haemosporida; Plasmodiidae. Bases 1 to 1368 code for a protein of 455 amino acids. Gene Ontology annotation, biological process: mRNA splicing, via spliceosome.
AUGAUUGUAGCAGUUGUUGGAUGUACACAUGGGGAACUGGAUUUGGUUUAUAACACAUUAAAUAAAUUAGAGAAAGAAAAUAAUUUUAAAGUUAAUAUAGUAAUAUGUUGUGGUGAUUUUCAAAGUAUUCGAUAUAAUAUUGAUAAUGAAUCCUUAAAUGUACCUAAUAAAUAUAAAAAAGAAGUAAAUGACUUUACAAAAUAUUUUAGCGGAGAAAAAAAAGCAAAAAUAUUAACAAUUUUUAUUGGAGGUAAUCAUGAAGCUAUGAAUGUUUUGAAACAAUUAUAUUAUGGUGGUUGGGUUGCUCCAAAUAUUUAUUAUUUAGGAUAUUCAAAUGUUCAUAAUAUAAAUGGCAUAAGAAUAUGUAGUCUAAGUGGUAUAUACAAAAAAUAUAAUUUUUAUAAAACAUAUAAUGAAUGCUAUCCAUAUAAUAAUGCUUCUAAAGUAAGUGCAUAUCAUAUACGCAAAUAUGAAAUUGAAAAAUUAAAAAUAUUAAAAAAUAAAGUUGAUAUAAUUGUCACUCAUGAUUGGCCAAAUAAUAUUGAAAAACAUGGAAAUUUAAAUGACUUAUUAAAAUCUAAAUCUUAUUUCAAAACAGAAAUUUUAACUAAUACAUUAGGAAAUCCACAAACCGAAAUUUUGUUAAAUAAAUUAAAACCAAAUUUUUGGUUUGCAGCUCAUUUACAUGUAAAAUAUUCAUCUAUUUAUAUUCACAAUGAUAAAAUAAAUUAUACCAAAUUUUUAUCUUUAGAUAAAGCUGAGCCUCAUAGGCAUUUUAUACAAAUUUUAAAUUUCGAAAAAAUUCAAAAUUCUUUGCAACUUAAGAUGGAUCAUGUUCCAAACACCCUCAAGUCUGCUCCACAAAAUCUCGACCCCCUAUCUAGCGACCCAGAAAAAGAAACGGAAAAAGUUGAAGCAGAAAAAGGAGAGCCAGAAAAAGUGGAAGCAGAAAAAGAGGGGACUAAUGAUAAUGUGAAUUCCAUUUUGGAAGAAAACCAAAAAUUGGUAGGCACUUCGAUAGAUGAAAAAGAAAAAUAUUAUUUAUGUUAUGACAUAGAAUGGCUAGCUAUAAUAAAAGCUAAUCACAAUUUGAUUUCUAUAAAUAGUGAUAAAAAUUAUAAUUUAGAAGAUUUAAAAUAUCCAACAAAUGAAGAUUUUGAAUUUGUUAAAGAAAAAUUAAAAAAAUUAAAACAAAUUUCUAUAAAUGGAAAACAAUAUUAUCCUAUAAAUGGUUACAAUACACCAAAUUAUAAAAAUUUAAUAGAACAAAGAAAAUAUUUUUUAAAUCUUUUGGAUUUAGAAGAACUUAGUAUAUAUAAUGGCUAUGAACUUAACUUUUUUAAUGAAGAAUUCAAAAAAUUAAAUUAA